UGGAUUUCUAGUUUAUGAUAAAUAGGACUUUAAAACCCAGGGACGGGAGGGCGAGUGUUCAGGUUCUAGAGCAAUGCAGCUGGAGCACUGCCUUUCUCCCUCUAUCAUGCUCUCCAAGAAAUUUCUCAAUGUGAGCAGCAGCUACCCACAUUCAGGCGGAUCCGAGCUUGUCUUGCACGAUCAUCCCAUUAUCUCGACCACUGACAACCUGGAGAGAAGUUCACCUUUGAAAAAAAUUACCAGGGGGAUGACGAAUCAGUCAGAUACAGACAAUUUUCCUGACUCCAAGGACUCACCAGGGGACGUCCAGAGAAGUAAACUCUCUCCUGUCUUGGACGGGGUCUCUGAGCUUCGUCACAGUUUCGAUGGCUCUGCUGCAGAUCGCUACCUCCUCUCUCAGUCCAGCCAGCCACAGUCUGCGGCCACUGCUCCCAGUGCCAUGUUCCCGUACCCCGGCCAGCACGGACCGGCGCACCCCGCCUUCUCCAUCGGCAGCCCCAGCCGCUACAUGGCCCAUCACCCGGUCAUCACCAACGGAGCCUACAACAGCCUCCUGUCCAACUCCUCACCGCAGGGCUACCCCACGGCCGGCUACCCCUACCCACAGCAGUACGGCCACUCCUACCAAGGAGCCCCGUUCUACCAAUUCUCCUCCACGCAGCCGGGGCUGGUGCCGGGCAAAGCGCAGGUGUACCUGUGCAACAGGCCCCUCUGGCUGAAAUUUCACCGGCACCAAACGGAGAUGAUCAUCACCAAACAGGGAAGGCGCAUGUUUCCUUUUUUAAGUUUUAACAUUUCUGGUCUCGAUCCCACGGCUCAUUACAAUAUUUUUGUGGAUGUGAUUUUGGCGGAUCCCAAUCACUGGAGGUUUCAAGGAGGCAAAUGGGUUCCUUGCGGCAAAGCGGACACCAAUGUGCAAGGAAAUCGGGUUUAUAUGCACCCGGAUUCCCCCAACACUGGGGCUCACUGGAUGCGCCAAGAAAUCUCUUUUGGAAAAUUAAAACUAACGAAUAACAAAGGAGCUUCAAACAACAAUGGGCAGAUGGUGGUUUUACAGUCCUUGCACAAGUACCAGCCCCGCCUACAUGUGGUGGAAGUCAACGAGGACGGCACGGAAGACUCCAGCCAGCCCGGGCGCGUUCAGACCUUCACUUUCCCGGAGACUCAGUUCAUCGCCGUCACCGCCUACCAGAACACCGAUAUUACACAAUUGAAAAUAGAUCACAAUCCCUUUGCAAAAGGAUUUCGGGAUAACUAUGACACGAUCUACACAGGCUGUGACAUGGACCGCCUGACCCCUUCGCCCAACGACUCGCCUCGCUCACAAAUCGUGCCCGGUGCUCGCUACGCCAUGGCCGGCUCUUUCCUGCAAGACCAGUUUGUCAGCAACUACGCCAAGGCCCGCUUCCACCCGGGUGCAGGUGCGGGCCCCGGGCCGGGCACGGACCGCAGCGUGCCGCACACCAACGGGCUGCUGUCGCCUCAGCAGGCCGAGGACCCGGGCGCGCCGUCGCCACAGCGCUGGUUUGUGACGCCGGCCAACAACCGGCUGGACUUCGCGGCCUCGGCCUACGACACGGCCACGGACUUCGCAGGCAACGCGGCCACACUGCUCUCGUACGCCGCGGCGGGCGUGAAGGCGCUGCCGCUACAGGCCGCGGGCUGCACCGGCCGCCCGCUAGGCUACUACGCCGACCCGUCGGGCUGGGGCGCGCGCAGCCCCCCGCAGUACUGCGGUGCCAAGUCGGGCUCGGUGCUGCCCUGCUGGCCAAACAGCGCCGCGGCCGCCGCCCGCAUGGCCGGCGCCAACCCCUACCUGGGCGAGGAGGCCGAGGGCCUGGCCGCCGAGCGCUCGCCGCUGCCGCCCGGCGCGGCCGAGGACGCCAAGCCCAAGGACCUGUCCGACUCUAGCUGGAUCGAGACGCCCUCCUCCAUCAAGUCCAUCGACUCGAGCGACUCGGGGAUUUACGAGCAGGCCAAGAGGAGGCGAAUCUCGCCCGCCGACACGCCGGUGUCCGAGAGCUCGUCCCCGCUCAAGAGCGAGGUGUUGGCCCAGCGGGACUGCGAGAAGAACUGCGCCAAGGACAUAGGUGGCUACUACGGCUUCUAUUCGCACAGCUAGGCCGCUCCACCUCACCCGGGCCACUCGCCCCGCUGUGGCCUGGACACCCCUACCCUCUUUUCCCUUGUCCAGCCAGCCCCUUGCACUCGGCUCUUCCCCAGCCUCCUCCUCCCCACCCAGGUCCCACCUUGCGCUCCCCCAGGGUUUUCUUUGACCUUUGACGACCGUCUGCAGCAAAUAAGCGCAGGUUUCCCAGUGUGAUUUUAACCCCUUCCUUUGCACAGCAGUCUCUGCAAUUAGCGCACCGACCUCCAACUUUACAGUAAACGCCGUCGCGUUGGGUUUCCUAUCUGCCUGUCCUUCUGUGAGUUUAUGCCCCUCACAGCCCACCUCUCCCUCCCCACUUCCGUCUCUUUCUUGUCUUGAAACUCUUCACCUUUAGGAGACCUGGGCAGUCCUGGCAGGCAGCAGCGAUAACGACCCGCCACGCCUCGGCCUCCCCUAUAACCAGAGGACGUUGACUCUAGAACCUGGACCCACCCAGCGCGUCCUUUCUUAUCCCCGAGUGGAUGGAUGGAUGGAUGGAUGGUAGGGAUGUUAAUAAUUUCAGUGGAACAAAGCCUGUGAAAUGAUUGUACAUAGUGUUAAUUUAUUGUAACGAAUGGCUAGUUUUUCUCAUCGUCAAGGCACAACACCAGUUCAUGCUUAACCUUUUCUUUUUCCCUUUCUUCACUCUUCCUUUUCUCUCCUCAUUCUUUCUCUCUCCACUCUCUCUUUUCUGGUGAGAUAAAUUAACAAUAUUUUAAGAAGGUCUGGAAACACAAAAUACUUGAUAGUGAUGGGGUUCUCAAUUCUCCUCAAUUUGUUGCAUGAAAUAAAUUACUAUGCGCUCUAAUGUGCACAAACAGCUAAGGAGAAUCCAUACAAACACCUGUACAGGAUAGGUGUCUGUUCUUAGGCAAGUCGAUUAAGUGGCAUGAUGCCUGCAAAACGAAGUUAACUGGAGUUGUAUGCCUCCCUCCCCAACCCUCUCAAUAGAAUAGCUAGACAUCAGCAAUAUUAUUUUGCCUUAUUUGUUUUUCCCCAAAGUGCCAAAUCCAUUACUGGUCUGUGCAGGUGCCAAAUAUGCUGACAAACUGUUUCUGAAUAUCUUUUCAGUCCCCCCUCCACCUUUAUAUGCUGUAAAUCUUUGUAAUGAAUACUCUAUUAAUUAAUGAUAUAGAUGACUGAAUUGUUGGUAACUAUAGUGUAGUCUAGUGAAGAUAAAUUGUGUGAGUUGUAUAUUUUACUGCGUUUUAGUUUUGAAAAUGAUUUUUUUCCCCCACCACCUAGAAACAGCUGAAAUUUGGCUUCCUUGGGGUAACACUGGCAUUGAUGCAAGUAAGACUGAUUCCCCCCUCUAAGUCUUGUUAUAUUUAAUAAGGAGCAUUAAUCCCCCUGGAAAUAGAUUAGUAGGAUUUCUAAUGUUGUGUAGCAAACCUAUACUUUUUGUAUUUUAAAAUUAAUGUGAAAUAUGCAUCAUACACAAUAUUCAAUCUAGAUUCCAAUCCAUGGGGGGAUUUUUUUCCUAAUAGGAAUUCAGGGUCUAAAUGUGUGUAUAUUUUGGCUCUUCUGUAAAUCUAAUGUUGUGAUUUUUAUAUUUGUUUCGUUUUUGUCUGUGAACUGAAUAAUUUAUACAAGUACACACUCCAUUGAGAAACGUUUUGUUUUUUGCUCGUUUGUAUUGUCUGUGUAUAACAAGU
Ochotona princeps (American pika) is the source of this 3804-nucleotide messenger RNA. RefSeq names its product T-box brain transcription factor 1 (gene TBR1). Gene Ontology annotation, cellular component: nucleus. The coding region runs from base 74 to 2122 and encodes 682 amino acids. Gene Ontology annotation, biological process: commitment of neuronal cell to specific neuron type in forebrain; regulation of transcription by RNA polymerase II; cell fate specification. The record is from RefSeq and is a predicted model, not a curated record. NCBI's taxonomy places the organism in Eukaryota, Metazoa, Chordata, Mammalia, Lagomorpha, Ochotonidae. Gene Ontology annotation, molecular function: RNA polymerase II cis-regulatory region sequence-specific DNA binding; DNA-binding transcription factor activity, RNA polymerase II-specific. The transcript is spliced from 6 exons.